UUGGCUGACUCGCGUUCCACACAAAACAAGCUUUACGGGGAUCUCGCUUCAUUAGAGGAUGACAUAUGGGUCCUGAAGAAAAAAUAUAGAGCUGUAGCCGAAGCUUGGGUGAAAACCACUGGCUUGAAAGUCCCAUCAUUUCGUACAGCGAUAGAAGAAGAGGAAGAGGGACCCGACUCCCGUUUACAAGACCAAAAGCGAUACCGACAAUCGUUGCGCGCAAAAGAGCAAGCGCAACUCCCCAACCCGGACGCCGAGCCCGCAGAGCCGAUCAAACCCAACUGGGGUGAAUUCAACCCUGCAGAGUUCACCAGCUCGCAAGAAGAGGCAUUGCAAGAAGAGACGCAAAAACGCGAGCUAUCUCCGGUUCGACAAAAUAAACCUCGUCAAAUCAUGCGUCGAGACUCUGAAUCCGAACGCGCUUUGCUGAAGCUCAGUGGAAAGAAUAUGAGCCAA
Messenger RNA from Acaulospora colombiana, 456 nucleotides. NCBI's taxonomy places the organism in Eukaryota, Fungi, Glomeromycota, Glomeromycetes, Diversisporales, Acaulosporaceae. The record is from the annotation of a GenBank genome assembly.